Enterobius vermicularis (human pinworm) is the source of this 387-nucleotide messenger RNA. Lineage: Eukaryota; Metazoa; Nematoda; Chromadorea; Rhabditida; Oxyuridae. The record is from the annotation of a GenBank genome assembly.
AUGUUGAGUGUUCGUCUGUGUCUGUGUGUUCACUUGUUCCCGUGUGUCCGUAGAUCAGUGUAUGUGUGUGUGUGUGUGUUGCCUUCUGAAGGAGUGGUGUUGGCGCAAUUCGUCAACAACAGUUUUUGUGUGUUGGCAAUUUUUGAUGACAAACUGUCGGUUGUUGUUGUUGUUGGUGGUGGUAUUGGUGGUGGUGGUGGUGGUGGUGGUUUGGUUUGGUUUGUUUUGGUUUGGUUUGGUCAUCUCAUCAAGGAUGAUGAGAAUAUUGAUGAUGGUAUUAUUGCUGAUGCUAAUGCCGAUGCCGAUACCGAUACCGAUGCUAUUGCCGAUACCAACAAUGACGACGUUGAUGUUGACAGUGAUGAUGAGACUGUACAAACAUAUUAG